Sinocyclocheilus anshuiensis is the source of this 1444-nucleotide messenger RNA. It is a transcript of the gene loxl5b, whose product is annotated as lysyl oxidase-like 5b. The record is from RefSeq and is a predicted model, not a curated record. Gene Ontology annotation, molecular function: protein-lysine 6-oxidase activity; copper ion binding. Gene Ontology annotation, biological process: collagen fibril organization; peptidyl-lysine oxidation. Bases 104 to 1444 code for a protein of 446 amino acids. The transcript is spliced from 6 exons. Lineage: Eukaryota; Metazoa; Chordata; Actinopteri; Cypriniformes; Cyprinidae.
ACUAUGCCGUUCACGCACCUCAGAGUGCCACAUCCACUGGCAGAGGAACAUCUGUGCUGGGAGCCCAUAUCAGUGACCGUCCAGCUCUAAAACCCAUCUCAAGAUGCCAAACUUGCUUUUGGUUUUCUAUUUACUUCUAGGACUGAAUAACUUUAUCAGCGCGCAAAACUCCGCGCCCUGGAGGAACCGGAUCAAGUGGGUGAAUAACGGCCAGGUGUUCAGUUUAAUGAGCACCGGCUCGGAGUAUCACGCACCGGUGGCGUCCAGAAGACAGUCCAGGGUGUUUCUAAGCAGCAAUAGAGAUGCUGUCCGGGACAGGACCAUGCAAAUUCGAGUGGAAGCGUCUGAUUCUGCGGCCACUAAUAGCGGCAGCACCACGCUUUUGGGUCCGGACCGCAUGCAAUACAUCGCGGCCAACAGCCGCGCGCCUGGCGCCAGACAAAUGCAGGUGCGUCAGCGGCUCAGAGCACCUCCAGGAACCAGAUCCAACGCCAGCGCUCCGUCCGAAUACUCCGGCGGCAGAAGAACCUCGGCACAAGGGGAAAAUACCGCUCGGAGGGCGCCAGCGGUUGCCAAUUUCCAACACCUGGAAGCGCCUACGGAGAAUUCAAACACUUUAACUAAUGGAAACUAUAAUGAAGCGGGGCUCUCCAGAGCGCAAACGCCAAAUGUGGAGCAGGGAACCACGUCUGAAAGUAUGGCGGGAGAAGAUCCGCGAAACAGGAAUACGGUUUUCUAUAACAUCUAUCCGCCCGACGGUAGGACGGUCAUCCCGCGCCGCGCGCCGCCUGGCACCGGUUACGGCACCAGAUACUUCCAAAACGGUCUUCCUGAUCUUGUGCCAGAUCCAUAUUCCAUCCAGGCAGGCUCAUACAUCCAGCGCGUCCAGAUGUACGCGCUCCGGUGCGCGGCGGAGGAGAACUGCCUGGCGCGCUCUGCAUACAGACCCACAGUCAGAGACAUCGACUACAGGGUUCUGCUGCGCUUCCCACAGAAGGUCAGAAACAUGGGAACAAAUGACUUUCUGCCCGUCAAACCCAGACAUCAGUGGGAGUGGCACAGCUGUCAUCAGCACUAUCACAGCAUGGAUGCGUUCAGUCACUAUGAUCUGCUGGACAUCAACACUGGACUGAAGGUCGCUGAGGGUCACAAGGCCAGUUUCUGUCUGGAAGAUACGGGCUGUGAUCCUGGAUUUCACUGCCGAUACGCCUGCACUGCACACACACAGGGUUUGAGUCCAGGCUGCCACGACACAUACGCUGCCAACAUCGACUGCCAGUGGAUCGACAUCACAGACGUCCCUCCUGGAAACUACGUUCUCAAGGUUACAGUCAAUCCAGACUUCCUGGUGCCCGAAUCGGACUUCUCCAACAACGUUGUGCGAUGUGAGGUCAUUUACACCGGCGUUUACAUCCAAACAAGAACCUGCAUCUUAACUGGGUGA